AUGGGAGCGCAGCGGGGCGGAGAGCCGCGGCGGAGUGUACUCCAGCUGAAGAGCCUGCCAGCCAGCAGCAGACGCGUCUCCCGCUCAGUCUCCCCCUCCUCGGCAUCCUUCUGGUUAAUGGAUUACACAGUGUCUCUGCAAGUGCAACAUCAGCUGGCGGUGUUCCCGACGCACUUCUACCAGGGCUACAGUGUGGAGUUACAGAUGAAGUCAACAGAGGUGGACCAAGGGCUUUUCACAGACAGCUACUGCAAAGUGUGCAGCGCUCAGCUCAUCUCCGAGUCCCAGAGGGUCGCCCAUUAUGAGAGUCGGAAACACGCCAACAAAGUGCGGCUGUAUUACAUGCUACAUCCUGUGGAUGGAGGCUGCCCUGCCAAGAAGCUCAGAACAGACAAUGGCGGCGACGAGAGCGACGUGGACAAGAAUAAAUGCUGCACGCUGUGCAACAUGUCCUUCACCUCGGCUGUGGUGGCACAGUCACACUACCAGGGUAAAAUCCACGCCAAGAGGCUAAAACUGCUCCUGGGAGAGCAGCCUGCCAUCACAACCAAAGAGGCAUCCCCCAGCCCCGUAAAGAGCUCCCCGGAAACGUCCCCCAUGACGUCCCCGCGACAGCGCCGCGACUCGGACCGCUACUGCCAGCUAUGCAACGCCUGGUUCAACAACCCCGGCAUGGCUCAGCAGCACUACGACGGGAAGAAGCACAAGAAGAACGCCGCCAGGGCCGAUCUGCUGGAGCAGCUGGGGAAGACCCUGGACAUGGGAGAGAUGAAAGGUCUGAAGAGGAGCUACACCUGUGAAAUCUGCAGCGUCACACUUAACUCGGUGGCACAGUACCAUGCACAUCUGCAGGGCUCAAAGCACCAAAACAAUCUGAAGAAUCAGAUAUGUGUCCAGUGAGCGUGGGACGCCCAA
Molecule: messenger RNA, 915 nt
Organism: Salarias fasciatus (jewelled blenny)
Lineage: Eukaryota; Metazoa; Chordata; Actinopteri; Blenniiformes; Blenniidae
Gene: zmat4a
Product: zinc finger, matrin-type 4a
Cellular component (GO): nucleus
Molecular function (GO): zinc ion binding; nucleic acid binding
Source: RefSeq, a predicted model, not a curated record